CGACUGUACGAAAAUCAUUCAGACCCUGUACGUUCUCCAUAUAAGAACAUUUAUCAGUGAAGUAAGCGUCAAAUAUAAAACAUUCAAGAGACAUUCAGAAGCAAACCAGCAGUCAAAAUUCUCUUACAAAACGAAGGUCAACAAAAAUUAUUUCGGAAAUAUUUCUUCUUCUUUUUUGGUCAACAAAAUUGGAAAGUUUUUGAUAUUACAAAAUUUUUAUUCAAAACAAUAAACACGGGUAAUACCUGACACAUUUGUACAUUUUACUAAAGAAAACUCAGCUAUUUUUAAGCAAGAGACAUGCCGCUCCAUCUAAGUCCUUCGUGGCCCGCCUUCGGGCAUGUGCAGAAGCUGACCGAUUUGUUCGAAGAGAAGGCUUUACCCAAGAAAUCGCCAAAAAUCUUGAAGAAACCUGUACCUAUGCCCAAACUAAAACCAGAGCUGUUGGUUCGCAUCAAAGUGGCUCUGGGCGAGGAGCCACAGAAGCCACCGAAGGCACCCAAGCCACAAAAGCCACACAAGCCACAUAAGGCACCUGCCCCAAAACCUAACACUUCUCCCCUCCAAGAGGCUCAGCCCGGUGAUAAUGCUGCGUCCAUCGGGGAUGGAGGGGAUAAUGUUGUCCAGAGCCAGUGCCCCCGGAAUGGAGGCGAUAAUGCUAGACUUGCCGAGUGGACCGAAAAAUAUCGGGACUAUCACUUUGUGCCAUAGAAAUUUUUGUAAGAAGCCCCCCAUUUCGGAUACCUUCUCACCAGAUGUGAACAACAACCGCUGAAGUCUCUUCAAUUACAAAAUUUAUAUGGUUUUCCAAAGACUCUAGAAGGUUUUCCAGAACUCAUUUCCAAACUAUUUUGUCCAUGCAAAGACUGUUUUUCCAAAGGCACCACGUUAGUACACCCCAAACAAUGUCUCUCAAGAAUUCUGAAGCGCUUUGAUUCCUUUGUUUUUAGGAAAAUUAAAAGAAAAUAGUGUAAAAAACCCUC
Drosophila serrata is the source of this 983-nucleotide messenger RNA. RefSeq lists its product as uncharacterized. The record is from RefSeq and is a predicted model, not a curated record. Lineage: Eukaryota; Metazoa; Arthropoda; Insecta; Diptera; Drosophilidae.